This is a messenger RNA of Suillus subaureus, 486 nucleotides long. RefSeq lists its product as uncharacterized. Bases 153 to 425 code for a protein of 90 amino acids. Lineage: Eukaryota; Fungi; Basidiomycota; Agaricomycetes; Boletales; Suillaceae. The transcript has 3 exons. The record is from RefSeq and is a predicted model, not a curated record.
CUGGCUUGCUAAGUGGAAUCGCAACUCGUGCGCAUGAGAAGGUGUGUCUGUAUAAAGGUGUUCCUAUUCUUCGACCCCAGUUCUGCACGAAGCGGACCGCUUGAUGGAGCUCGGUUUCGAAGAUACUAAUCAAAGGAUCAUACAGAGUCUGGAUGGGAGGAGUAAGCUCGCGUUUCAAGCUGUUCAGGACAGUAGGACCUUUGAGGUCGGGGGUUGGAAUCGGGACCGACAGACGGACGAUCCAUUGUUCUACUACUAUCUGUGAAGACGUGCAGAAACUAGCAGGCACCACUCUAAUACGACCACUGGUAAUUGAGGGCCUCGACAAAGAGAAGACGGAAGAUUCGCCUGCAUCAAAAUACGACAACAAGCCAGCUACAACCAGCACUGAGAAGUUCACUCCCCCGCCACAGCUCUUCAUGUGAUUUCAUCUGCAGAUGAGUGGGUUCAUAGGUUGCAAGGGAUGAAGGAAGCUAAAACGUAGAG